AUGACAGAGAAUAAUAUGGUCAUAAUGCUUUAUAAAGACGGGCUAUUGUUGACAGACGGACCAUCAACACUGAAUCCAUUACGAGUGCGAUCUUUCUCAGAAACGAAUCUGAACAACGUGAUACCCAAUUUCAAAAUACCUCAGAAGCCGUUGCGUAUUCAAACAAAAAGACGUUGCAAAACUGUUUCAUUCCAUGACGAAGGCGUUACCGAUGAAAACAAAUGCGAUGAAGGCAAAGUAACAAAACCACGGAGAUCGAUACUAGUUCAGCGUAGGCGAAGUGAACCAUUACCGCUGACCCAUAUGGACUACCCGACGUUCAGUGCUUGGCGACGAGGUAGCAACAUAAGAAAUGAAAUCAUAAAGAUACAGGUUGACCAUUGA
This is a messenger RNA of Anisakis simplex (herring worm), 384 nucleotides long. Lineage: Eukaryota; Metazoa; Nematoda; Chromadorea; Rhabditida; Anisakidae. The record is from the annotation of a GenBank genome assembly.